AUGUGCGGUGAUAGCAACCGACCUACCUUUGGCGGCACCAUUGCCGUGCUUUUCCCUCGAGACAAUUGUCUGCCUUCAAAUCCGAGCUCUUUAUCUUCAUCACCAGACUCUGUCGUCUCCUCGGCAUCAUCAACCUCGACUUUAUCAUCAUAUUCUCUCUUUUUCCGAGACGCAGAGACACAGGACCGCAACACGAAAGCAAUUCUCCAGAUUGACGACGAGGAGACUUUUGAGACGCUGCGUGGCUGCAGACAAGUGAAUAUGCGGAUAGAGAAAUAUGGAGAUCUCACCACAUCUUCACCAAACACACCACCACUGCACCAGUUCCAGCUCGACCUCAGUCAGAACCAAAGCCUGAAGCCAGGUCACCGCCAAACAGAAUUAGAAUUCGAGCUGCCCGAACGGCUGGACUUGGGCGUCUCGGAGAAGGGUGUCGUGGGCCGACAGGUAACGAUGAGAGAGGCCAGCGGAGCCAUUAUCGGGAUAGGAAUUGUGGGGUACAACUGA
Messenger RNA from Penicillium atrosanguineum, 507 nucleotides. RefSeq lists its product as uncharacterized. The transcript is spliced from 2 exons. Lineage: Eukaryota; Fungi; Ascomycota; Eurotiomycetes; Eurotiales; Aspergillaceae. The record is from RefSeq and is a predicted model, not a curated record. The coding region runs from base 1 to 507 and encodes 168 amino acids.